AUGCACAUGGGUCGAUCUUUCGGCAUGGGCGCCGCCGUAGCCUGUGGUUUGAACUCAGUGCCGGGCUCCUGUGUCUGCCCAACAGCGAACUCCUCAUCUCUCACCCAGGCAUACUAUCCGCCACAGGCAGUGUGCACCGAAUUUUAUGUUCCAGUCACCUUCGAAGCCGAGAAUGUGAUCUUCAACUUCCCGAAGUGGGAUGAUGAUUAUGCAUUGGAAGAUUUCCUUGCUGUGGCGACCACAAGAGCAUCCGCCAACCUUGGAAGUAUCGCCGCAGGCACAAAGAAAGAAACAGUGACGAGAGAGAUAGCCGCUUCGUUUUGCACGCCCAAGAAUCUCAAUGGCAAAGAAAAGACUGUUAUACUCGCCACACACGGGAUCGGACAAGCCCGAAGCCACUGGAACUCUCCUUAUAAGCCUGCGGAGUACAACUUUGUACAACACGCGAUAGGACAGGGCUACUCAGUGUUCUUCUAUGAUCGACUCGGAACUGGAGACUCGGAGAAGGUCUCCGGAUAUGAGAAUCAACUGGGUACACAAGUCGGUCUACUCAAGGCACUGACCAGCAUUGUCAAGUCUGGCGACUACACACCCGGCGUCGGCAAGCCCGGAAAGCUGGUGGUGAUGGGCUUCUCAUUCGGCUCGUACGUCACGCAUGCCGCCAUUGGAUCCCAACCAGACAUCGCAGAUGCUGUCGUGCUCACAGCCAUCGGUCUUAACACAACUGGAGUCAAUGCCAACGGCCUUGUGCGAUCUUUUGUGCCUCGAAUUGCCUCACAGCAGAACCCUCUGCGCUUUGGUGAUCUAGACACUGGAUACCUAACAUGGGUCGACAAAUUCUCUCAGAUCAACACAUACUUCAAACGCCCAUUCUACGACGAGCCGACCACCGAUUUCGCCGAAGCUCAAAAGGAAGCCUUCUCCAUUGCCGAGUUCCUCACCAUCCUGAAUGGAAACGACAACAAGGGCAACCUGGACGCCUGUGGAUUCACGGGACCUGUCCUCACCAUCACCGGUCUCGACGAUUACAUUGUAUGUGACGGCUUCUGCCCGGGCGUGUACGACGAACCUGCCUCCACUUUCUACAAGAACGCGAAGCCGUUCGUUCCUUACUUGCAUCCUAAUGCCUCGCAUAAUUUCAACUUCCACAAAAACGCCACGGGUGCGUACACCGUCAUCACGGAUUUCUUGACGGCCAACCUGAAAUAG
This is a messenger RNA of Exophiala aquamarina CBS 119918, 1209 nucleotides long. RefSeq lists its product as uncharacterized. The record is from RefSeq and is a predicted model, not a curated record. The transcript is spliced from 4 exons. The coding region runs from base 1 to 1209 and encodes 402 amino acids. Lineage: Eukaryota; Fungi; Ascomycota; Eurotiomycetes; Chaetothyriales; Herpotrichiellaceae.